Messenger RNA from Cuscuta epithymum, 1247 nucleotides. NCBI's taxonomy places the organism in Eukaryota, Viridiplantae, Streptophyta, Magnoliopsida, Solanales, Convolvulaceae. The record is from the annotation of a GenBank genome assembly.
CCGGCAAUUACAGUUUGGGCGGAGAGUUUUUCAUUCAUAAAUAAAACCCGCCUGCGGUGGCGGCACCGCUACAUUCCAAUGGCGACCAACAAUAACGACCAGGAUAAGCUACCUUACCGCCCGUAUCGGGAGAGGAAAGUCCUCGCGGCUCAUGCACGCGCCGUCUCAUGUGUGAAGUUCUCCAACGACGGUAAGCUCUUCGCCUCCGCCUCUCUGGACAGAACUCUAAUCGUCUGGUCAUCCGAAACCCUAACGAAGCUCUCACAACUCGUCGGCCACUCCGACGGAAUAUCCGACCUGGCCUGGUCCCCUGACUCCACCUACAUCUGCUCUGCCUCCGACGAUUGCACCAUUCGCAUCUGGGUUGCCAGCUCCGGGGAGUGCCGCAAAACCCUCCGGGGCCACACCAAUUUCGUAUUUUGCGUCAAUUUCAAUCCCCAAUCCAACCUCAUCGCAUCUGGAUCGUUCGACGAGACUAUUCGGGUUUGGGAUGUGAAAACGGGCAAGUCCGUGCACGUGAUCCGGGCGCAUUCCAUGCCCGUGACCGCCGUGCAUUUCAACAAGGACGGGACCAUGAUUGUUUCCAGCAGCCAUGACGGCUCAUGUAAGACUUGGGAUACAGCCAGUGGCGCCUGCUUGAAGACCCUUAUAGAUGAUAAAAUCCCUGUUUCGUUUGCCAAGUUCUCUCCUAACGGCAAGUUCAUACUCGUAGCAACUCUGGAUGACACUCUUAAACUCUGGAAUUAUGCAACUGGAAAGAUAAUGAAGUCAUAUACUAAGCAUAUGAACAGAAAGUAUUGCAUUACACCCACAUUUUCGGUGACGUAUGCGAAGUACAUUGUUUGUGGUUCUGAAGAUCAUUGUGUGUACAUAUGGGAUCUGCAAAAAGACAAGAAUUUGCUGCAAAAGCUUGAGGGACACAAUGAUACCGUCAUCUCUGUGAGUUGUCAUCCCCUGGCGAACAUGAUUGCAUCUGCUGGACUUGAUGAUGACAGAACUGUGAGGAUUUGGGUUCAAGAUUAACAACAGUCUUCUUUUCAGCCCUUCUUCUUGGUUAGUUACAUCCUAACUGGUUAAUGUAUAUAGACUUUUGUUUUUCUGAACUUCCAGAUUAAUGUAUAAUGUAUACUGGAUUCAGAUUUGAAUCAAGUCUUAAUUGUUUCACCAUAUUCUUUGUAACAUUUACCAAGGCUUCAUUGCUUUAAAGAUAGAUGCAUUUUACUGGAAAAUAUUUUCUGAUUUUGCUU